Molecule: messenger RNA, 1098 nt
Organism: Fusarium venenatum
Lineage: Eukaryota; Fungi; Ascomycota; Sordariomycetes; Hypocreales; Nectriaceae
Source: RefSeq, a predicted model, not a curated record
AUGGCCGAGCCCGACCAACAAGCGAAAAACGGGGAAGAGAUCGUGCGAAAGAUCAACGUUGGGUGUAGUGCUAUCCCCGUCAACAAACUGCCUCCUGGGAAGUCUUAUGCGCUCAGCGAGAGCAUUGUCACGGAAAUCUUUCGUGAAACAGGAAUACCAGAUGAUCUAAAUACCGAGUGCAAAGACGCGAUGGCAGAGAAGAUCAUGAUGAGGGACCUGCUUCAAAUAAUGAGGCUCCAAGCCCAUCCUAACUGGAAGUCCAUCUUCAGUAAGCUCGGCCAAAUGAGAGCUCUCCGCGAGUUUACCAGUAUGCCCGUCUCUCUAUCAGCGCCUGACCUCGCACUUGUCAUUGCCGCCGUUGUGUUCCGCAAGAUUGAACCCAAGCAAAUAUGGCCCCUCAAGCACAUGAAAGAUUUUUUGAAUUUUUCGGCGAUUUUAAUGCGAGCGACUGAGCCUCAAGUUCGUCGUGAUGUUUUGAUAAAAGGCAGGAUGAUUUCAAUUGUCGGGGCGAAGAAGCCCCAAACAAAUAUCUACGAGGCUGCGAUGCAAGCAGUCACUCGCCAGACCAUGAAGAACGACGCCAGCGCCAUCUAUUGCCACAACCUCGACAUCAAAGACAAACCCCAAAAGUCGAUUGAAAAUGCUGAGUCUGAGGAUCUCGAAACCCAGCCUGAUAGUCAACUCAACUCGGAUACACUCCGAGACCACGCUCUUCAGAUGAAAGAAUUCGGGAAGCGCCUGUCCAGCCCCGAUCAGAAAUUCGUCAGGCGGGUGCAACGAGACAUUCGGCGAUUCGCCAACCUCGCUGACAAGAAAAAGAAUGAGAUGGCGCUCGAGCACUCAUCAGCGACAUCUAGACCUUCAUCCUCAAGUGGAUUUGGUCCCGAUAUAGGUAGCAGCAGCAUUGACCUUUUCGGCCGCUACAAGAUGCUUUGGAAGGGCAGCCUCCGAGAGAAUGGCUCUAUCCCAGAAAGCCUUCGCGAACUGGUCCGCCACGACUGCGACCCCAGUCAGAUCUUCUACCUCGAGGAGGCAGAGUCAGAUUUUCUGGCUGCAAAUACCUUGAGAAACGAUGAAAACGGUCAUGCGCGUCAAUAG